Lecanosticta acicola is the source of this 624-nucleotide messenger RNA. NCBI's taxonomy places the organism in Eukaryota, Fungi, Ascomycota, Dothideomycetes, Mycosphaerellales, Mycosphaerellaceae. The record is from the annotation of a GenBank genome assembly.
AUGUCCUACUACUCCCCGGAUGCCAUCCUGACAGACGCCCAGAAGGCACCCUGCACCUUCGAACUCGCCGUGCCACACCUCACAGCUCUCAAUGCCGGCUCCAAAAUUGAAAACGGCACCAAACUGGAACUCCCGCUUUGGCUCGCGGAAAUGCUGGCGGUAUCCCAGCCUUCAGGUUCUGGAUCUCUCGCAACGCUAGACAUGCCUCCGGCCCUAGGACAGCGGGUCGUGAACGCUUUGAGCGCGGAUCCGAAGUCGGUGGACGUCAGGGCGCAGGCGCAGUGGUUUUAUGGAAUGGGAGAGAGAAUGCUAGAGCUGUUUGACGAGGAGGAAUUGGCAGAAGUCUUGAGUGAUGUGAGUGUUACCCUCUGGCUACAUUAUGAGAAGCAGUGCUGAGAAUCUGUGCAGACCUUCAAGCAGCGAACUCUGGAGAUUGCGGACAAGGCGCAGAAUAUGAAAGUCGCAGUCAAUGAUUUUACCAAAGGUUUAGAUGAGAAUGAGAGGCAGCGUAAGUAUCCUCGUCUCUCUUGAGAAGGUCUAUAUUAAUCUGGUCUAGUAUUCAAAGCUGCGCAUGAGGGCAGCAAGGCUGUCAACGAAUGGUUUGGGAGUGCAAAGCUAGCAUGA